Heterocephalus glaber (naked mole-rat) is the source of this 6073-nucleotide messenger RNA. NCBI's taxonomy places the organism in Eukaryota, Metazoa, Chordata, Mammalia, Rodentia, Bathyergidae. The record is from RefSeq and is a predicted model, not a curated record.
CUACAUUAAUAAUGAGCAAUGAAAUCUAUUAUCUGGGGAGUGAUUUUCAUUUUUAUGUUGCUGUUCUUUCUCUAGCUUUCUUGUUUGUGUGUACAUGUGUAGUUUUAUUGUAACAAAGCAACUUGAGCACUUUGAAUGUUUAAAACUGCACAUUACCUUUUACUUUCCAGAGAAAACAAAGAAGAAUUUUAAAAUAAACCAAAAGUACAAUAUAGAAUGUCAUUUCAAAAUAAGACCCUUCAUGCUCUGCUGAUUCUCCCAUCGAGUGCCAGGGCUCAAGUCAUCAUUAGGAAAGAAUUUUAUUUUAAAAGUGACAUCUUAAACUGCAAGGUUGUCCGUUAACAUCACAGCUAAACAUGCCAAAGGAGAAACCAUGUUGUCAAAUGUCCACUUAACCCACCCAAACAUCUCAAACCCACCUUUGCUGAUCUUCUAUACCCCAUUUUUUAAAGUUUAUUUUUUUUAAACUAGAGGAAGUAGACAGGUACGUGCUGGUAAAUGCUAACUGUCCAUAUUCACCUAGAGACAACAGUGUAAUCUCUGAGACCAAAUACAGAGAAAAGAGGAAAAAAGCUAGAAUUCUAUGCACUACUGCACAGGGGCCAAGCACCCUCCAGCUUCCAGCAGAGCAAAAGGAGCGGAAAGAUUUUCUUUUUUCUGCCACAGAACACGGUGGUGUUAAAUCCAUACAAUUUGUGUGGAGACAGGAGGAAAUCAAAAUGAAUUUAAAACAGAAGGUUGUAGACAUUCUUUUCCCAUUGUAUUCUGUUCGAGGUAUCUCCCCACAGAGUAAGUCCAGAACCAUAGUGUUUGAGAAAAGAGGCUUCUAGAACAGUGCUAUUGAGACAAAAGGGCGAGGGAAGACUGCAACUUGCUCCCAGGGACUGGAGAAAAUUUUUAAAAAAAGAAAGAAAGAAAGAAAAAAGAAGGUUGAAAUCCAUCAGUAUUCAAUUAGUCAUCUUCUUCAUCCUCCUUCCUGCCCUUCAUCAUCAGCUUCAUCUUCACCUUCAUCCUCAUCCCUUUCUUCAUCAGUGUCUUCCAGUCCUCCUUCAUCAUCGUCAUUGUCUUCUUCUCCUUCCCCUUCCUUAUCAUCCAUAUCAGGAACCAAGUGGUACUGUAAUGGAUUUAGCGAAAUAGCAUCUUUGAUGACCUCUCCUAAUGCAUCUGCCCGCAUCAGAACAGUCAGGAAAGUGGGGAAAGAAGCUCUCGGGUGCUCCAUGCUGCCUCUUCCCACUGGCUUUAUUCCACAUUUGACUUGAACGUUUCGUGAAAUCCUUUCCAGAUUUCCAUUUGAUUUCAGUGGACUUUGAAGAUGGAUUGUCACUCUUGAUCAGAUGAAAUAUUUUGGAGAGAACUUUUUUCAAAGUAAAGAUUUUCAUCAAAAUAAAAAUUAUUCUGGAACCUGAUUUUAUAUCUUUGAAUUCUGUCACUGCGACUCUGGUCAAAUAAUGCAGUGCCUCUCUUCAUCUUCCUCCCCAAGCAGUGCAGACACAGGUGGAUGGUUAACAAUGUUUUUACCCCAAAGUUUGGGAUUUUGGCGAUCAGUUCUGACCUCUUCUGAAAAAAUGGUUGGCGGAGAUUGUUAUAUUUCUGUCCUGCUUUCACUGUCUCCUCACUGGCUUCUCCAUUAAGUCUAUUUCAUUUUGUACCUCAUCCAUAUGGUCAAUUGGUUCGUGUUCUUUUUGUCAUGGAUGAAGUUGAGCUCCUUACUGAUUUUGGCCACUGGCCUGCAUGUGCUGCUCCUUGGUUGGGGAGCAGGGAGCCAAGAGAAGGAAGGCGAAAGAGCGGGCAGUAAGCUCCCUCAGCCACAGGUGCUGGUCCCAGCUCUGUCUGGCCUUCUCCCUGCGUGGCUCCCUCCCUCACUACUCACUGCUCAAUCUCCCUGAGCCACCACCUCCUCCUACAGUCAUUUUUUGAGAUUUGUGUUCAUUAUCUUUUCAAAAUUUUUAUACUGUGUACACAGCAAAUAUUUUCUUCUUGUCUGGUUCAUUUCCUGUGGUUUUCAUAUAUUUCUAUUUAUCCAAUUCUGAUAGUUGAUUUUGUCCUGAGAAAACACUUUUUUCACACCCAAAGGUUAGUUCAUGAUGAAUUCUCAAGGCAUUCAAGUUUUUCUUUCCCAUUUCAGUAUGCAACUUAAUUAUUGUACAUAGAAGGUAUACAGGUUUCCACGUACAUACCUGUUUCUCCCUGAACAUAAAUGAACACAUUGCGAUUUCCUCCAGAGACAUGUAACACCAGCUCUAUCAUGAGUCAAUAUUCUAUAAACAUGUGGACCCAUUCAAGACUGUCUUCUUUUCCUGAUAUCCACUUGUCAUUCUUUCUACUAGUAGUACAAUCUCAUGAAAGGUGAAAUUUGGAAUGUCUUUCAUGUAAUUAUGUAAGCUAUCAACCUUCUUGCUUAAAAGGUAUUGAAUAUGGUUAGCUUCUUAUUAUACUAUAAAACUAUAAAUUUUAUCAAAUGUAAGAUGUCAUUCAUAAGUGACAAUUUUUUUAUGAAGUCAUCCUUUGAGGGGGGUAGUUUGAGGCAGGGUCUCACUUUGUAUUUCAGACUGGCCUUGAAUAUAAAUUGUAGCCAAGGCUGGCCUCAAACUCUCAUGGCAGUCCUGCAUCGGCCUCCCAAGUGCUAGGAUUACAGGCACACACCACCACACCUGGCUAAAGUUUUCCUUUUGUGCCUAAUUACUUUGUGAUAUGUUUUUCAAUGCACAUAAUACAUUUUAUUCAUCUCUUUCCCCUCAUUACUUUCCCAUAUCCCCCUAGAAUUUCUUGUAUCUGAGUGCAAGGUUACCAUUUGAUGACACUGUGUUAUAAGAUAAAAUCCCAACCUUUGCCUAUUUUCAAUGUUCAUAGACUUGUUCAAAUAAAACUGGUUUUCCAUUAACAUUUUAAUUAUUAUUCAUAAACCUUGUUUGAUGUUCAAGUAUGGUUUUUUAUGAAACCAAAUUCAAGUUUCAAAAUGCUGCCCAAGUACAAAGAAAGAAAGACUCAGUGCCAUAAAUAAUAAGAUUUGAAAAGAGGUAUUACCUAUGGUCUAUCAAACCAUUCAUUAGGUAAUCAUCUGCCCCAGUGUUUUAUGGGUGGUGAUCUUGUGCACUGCCUCUAUGAGCUGUGCUUUAGAGACAGUGCACAGGUACGCUUGCAAUGACCCAGCAGGAGGACCAGUGCUCCUGUUCUGCUGUUGUUUUAGCAAUGAGUGGCAAUCUAGCAUCAGAAUUGCUCUCUGAAAAAAUGUGCAUACACAUAGAUUUGAUGACCGAGAUGCAGAGUUGAUAUUUAAAGGAUUCAGCCCCCAUUCAGCUUUUUUGUUUUGUUUGCUUUUUUGAGAUAGGGUCUCCCUGUGUUGUUCAGGCUGGUCUUUAACUCAGUGUGUCACCCACACUAGUCUUGAACUGGUGGAAAUCCUUCUGCCUCAGUGUCCUGUGAGCUGGGAUUAUAGACAUGCAUCACCACACCUUGCUCUCAAUUCAACAUUUUUUUUUUUUGGGUAUCGGGAUCGAACUUGGGUCCUUGCGCUUGGGAGGCAGGCGGUGGAACCACUGAGCUAAAUCCCCGGCCCUCAAUUCAACUUUUUAAGAGAGGAAUUGAGAUAUCUCAGGCUGUGUCAGCCUUCCUUCAAGAAAUAUAUGUGUGAUCAUUUAGGAGGCAGUAACCUUUGAGGAUGUGGCUGUGAACUUCAGCAUGGAAGAAUGGGCUUUACUGAAUCCAUGCCAAAAGAAGCUCUACAGAGAUGUGAUGGAGGAAACCUUUAGGAACAUGGCUGCUAUAGGAAGAGCCUGGGAAAACCAGGAAGUUGAAGAAGUGUACAAAAAUUACUGGAGAAAUCUAAGAAAUGAAGAGAUAGAGAAAUGCUAUCAAAAUAAAUGUUGGAAUAAUCAUGAAGAAGUACUCCUUUGGACUCCAGAUGCUAAUACAGACAUAAAACAAGGUGGUUUAAAAACAACUGAGAGCCUUGCUUGCAGAAAGCCCCUGACUGGGCAUUUGUCACUAAAUGUGCCCAUCAUAGCUCACACUGGACUGAAGACAUAUGAGUACUUAGGAUCAGAAGAGAAGAAGCUAUACAAAUGUAAUGAACAGGGAAGAACCUGCAGUGAUUUUCAGUCCUUCCAGAAGGAUGCCAGGAUGAAGACUGGAGAGAAACCCUAUGAAUAUGAUCAAUGUGGGAAAUCCUACUCUGAUCUUAGUGAAAGAACUCACCUUAGAGAGAAGACUUUUGCACAUAAGAAAAAUUUGAAUGCCUCCAGCAUACCCAGUGAUGUUCAGCUCCAUGAAAGAAAUCACAAUAGGGAGAAAGCCUAUAUAUGUAAGCAAUUUGGGACAGCUUUUAGUACACAAGAUUAUUGUAAAAUGAAUGAAAGAACUCAGACUGAGGAGAACCCCUAUGUAUGUAAGCAAUAUGGGAAAGCUUUCAGUCAGCAUGAACAUUGUAAACAACAAGAAAGAAAUCACACUGGGGGGAAACCUUAUGCCUGUAAGCAGUGUGGGAAGGCUUUUAGCAAACACAGUCGUUGUCAAAUACAUGAAAGAACUCACACUGGGGAGAAACCCUAUGUGUGUAAACAAUGUGGGAAAGCUUUUAGUACACAAGAUUAUUGUAAAAUACAUGAAAGAAUUCACACUGGGGAGAAACCCUAUAUAUGUAAGCAGUGUGGGAAAGCUUUUAGUACACAUAGUAAUUGUCACAAACAUGAAAGAACUCACACUGGGGAGAAACCCUAUGUAUGUAAGCAAUGUGGGAAGUCUUUUAGUACACGACGUUGUUGUAAAAUACAUGAAAGAAUUCAUACUGAGGAGAAGCCCUAUGUAUGCAAGCAGUGUGGGAAAGCUUUUAGUACACAAGGUUGUUGUAAAAUACAUGAAAGAAUUCACACUGGGGAGAAACCCUAUGUAUGUAAGCAAUGUGGGAAAGCUUUCAGACUGCAUGGUACUUGUAAAAUACAUGAAAGAAUUCACACUGGGGAGAAACCUUAUGUAUGUACGCAAUGUGGGAAAUCUUUCACAAUGCGUGGUGCUUGUCAAAUACAUGAAAGAACUCACACACCAGAGAAACCCUAUGUAUGUAAGCAAUGUGGGAGAGCUUUUAGUAAACAACGUUAUUGUAGAAAGCAUGAAAGAAAUCACACAAGAGAGAAACCCUAUGUGUGUAAGCAAUGUGGGAAAGCUUUUAGUAAACAACGUUAUUGUAAAAGACAUGAAAGAACUCACACUCAGCAUUAAAAUCUAUGCAUGUAAGCAGUAUGGGAAAGCUUUCAGCAUUAUGGUGUUUACCAAAGACAUAAAAGAACUCAUAAUGGGGAGAAACCAUAUGUGUGUAAGCAGUGUGGGACUCCUUUCACUACACACAUGUAUUGUCAAAUACAUGAAAGAAGACUCAUUGGGGAGAAACUAUAUAUGUUAUGUACACCUAUUUUGAAGAUCCUGUGAAAAUUUACUAUGUAGAGGAGACUUGUAAGAAUAAUUAAUACAAAAAGCUUGAUGUCAAUAUUUCUCCAUAAAGUUUUCAGAAAAUACAAUCCCAGAUAGAGAUAUCCUAAAGUACCUACAUACAUUGUGUUUUUCAGUAAAUCACUUAAAUAUCUGAAUUAUGUAUUUGCAAUGUUUAAUAUAUAAAUGAGUUCACAUAAUGAGGUAUUUUUGUGUGAGUGUCUUUGAGCUUAAUAGAUACUAUCUUAAGCAUGGUGAAUUGAAACUUUACUUUCAAGUAGAGUUAGUAUUUAUGUAGUCUUUCUAUAGUCUUUACAGUUGGGAAGAAUAGGCCACUAAAAAUUUUAAUUUUGUUGUUAGGAUUUGUCACUACCUUUGUUUUAAAUUGGUGUGUAUGUUCUCUAUUCUGUGUAACAAGAUUUUUAAAUUUGAUGCCAUAUUUUAUAUUAAGAUACAUAUUUUCAGUCUUGUAAACGUGUUUUUGACAGUUGAUUUUUCUUCACACAAUUUGUGCAUUAGCAUGUUAUGUUUCUCUUAUGACAAGAUAACUGCUUAUAGCCCAACAUUGUAUAUAUCAUAUACAUAAUUUGCCUAUUUUUCUCUCAGAGCCAGUAUUAUCAUUUACAUAAAAUUGGUUUUCUUACCAUCAAAA